Molecule: messenger RNA, 1476 nt
Organism: Tetrapisispora phaffii CBS 4417
Lineage: Eukaryota; Fungi; Ascomycota; Saccharomycetes; Saccharomycetales; Saccharomycetaceae
Gene: DIT2
Product: putative cytochrome P450
Exons: 1
Coding region: 1-1476 (491 amino acids)
Molecular function (GO): heme binding; oxidoreductase activity, acting on paired donors, with incorporation or reduction of molecular oxygen; monooxygenase activity
Source: RefSeq, a predicted model, not a curated record
AUGAUAGAUCAUAUCACUGGAACGGCAACAGUUUUGAUUGCCUCUUUAAUAUUUUUAUUUUUGUUCAAAAUAUACAUGCCACCUUUGGACUUUCCAAGAAAUAUACCAACCAUCCCUUUCUAUGUUCAAUUUUUACCUACUUUGUUCCGAAUUGAUCAAGUCGAUGUAUACAAUAUGUAUAUAAGAGAAUCAAUGGAAAAAUAUGGUGCUGUAAAGUUUUUCUUUGGAUCAAGAUGGAAUAUUCUGGUCUCGAAACCAGAAUACCUUAAACAAAUGUUUAAAAACGAAGACACUUUUGCCAAAAGUGGAAACCAGAGGAAAAUACCAUAUAGUUUAAUUGCAGCGUAUACAGGUGAUAAUGUUAUUAGUGCACACGGAGAUAAUUGGAAGUUAUACAGAUCCAGUAUUACAAAUGGGUUACAGCAUUAUGAUGGGACUCCUAUGGUAAGUAAUGCAAUAUUAUUUUGUAGUCUAAUUAAAAAGUCAAUUAACUCAACAGAAGGAACUGUAACGGUUGGGCCUUUGAUUCAAAAACUUACUUUAGCUAAUAUUUCACAAAUUGUAUUGGGAUUUGAUUUUGGAACUUUAUCAAAAGAACACUCUACCAUACAUGAUAAUUUGCUGAAAAAUAAAAAAAAAAUAUUUAAUCCUCUAUUUCUAACGUUUCCAUUCUUAGAUCUUUUGAAUCUACCCCAAAGAAAGACUGGAUUUCAAGAAGUUAACAAAUUCCGUGAGGAAUUAGUUGCAACAGUGGAGCAAGAAUUAAUCAAUAAUUAUAAAUUUGAGCAAACUACAUUUGCCGCUAGUGAUUUGAUCAGAGCUUACAACAAUGAGCAGUUAAAUUUUAAGCAAUUAGCUGAUAACCUAACGAUUCUUUUAGUUGCCGGUCAUGAGAAUCCUCAGUUAGCAUUGACCUCAAUAUUUUAUUAUUUUGGAAAAUAUGCUGACACUUGGCAGAAACGCAUUCGUGAAGAAGUUUCGAAAGUAAGUGAGAUUAAUGAAUUAUACAACUUACCGUUAUUGAAUGCAUUUAUUUAUGAAACAUUGCGAAUUCUACCUCCAUUAAAUAUUAUUAUUAAUAGAUGUACUACCGAAACAUCUCAAUUGGGGCCAAACAUUGUAAUACCAAAAAACACCUAUGUUGGUUAUCAUAAUUUUGGAACUACACACGAUAAAAAUGUUUGGGGUUUAAGAUGUGAGGAAUUUGAUCCAUACAGGUGGGGAUGUGAUAUAUUAGAGAUCAAAACUAAUUGGAAACAUGCAAAAAACCUCUGUAAACUUCCCACAUUCCAUGGUGGAAAGAGGGCAUGCCUAGGUGAAAAAUUUGCAAACCAAGAGCUUAUUAUAACUCUGGCAGAGUCAUUAAAACGUUUUGAAUGGGUCAUUAAUAAUGAUUGUUCUCAAAAAAUGACACCAGGUGGACCUCUAUGUCCUGCAGACUUAAAGUUAAAGUUCAAAUGUUUGGAUAAGGACUAA